Molecule: messenger RNA, 420 nt
Organism: Gastrolobium bilobum
Lineage: Eukaryota; Viridiplantae; Streptophyta; Magnoliopsida; Fabales; Fabaceae
Product: magnesium transporter MRS2-3-like
Exons: 1
Coding region: 1-420 (139 amino acids)
Biological process (GO): magnesium ion transport
Molecular function (GO): magnesium ion transmembrane transporter activity
Source: RefSeq, a predicted model, not a curated record
AUGGGUAAAAUGAGGCAAAUAAUCGAGGAAGAGAAAGGAAAAGUGGGGAUGACGAUGAAUGCUCAAGCGCAGGGUCGGCGUAAGGGUAUGGGAAUGGGAGUGAAGAAGUGGAUGGUGGUAUCGAAGAAAGGGCUAUCAUUACUUGAGGAAGUUGAAGAACACUCCAUUAUGAGGCGAACUGGGUUGCUGGCGCGUGACCUUAGGGUCCUCAAUCCUAUGUUGUCUAAUCCCUCUUCCAUCCUAGGACGUGACAGAGCCAUUGUUGUCAACAUGGAACACAUCAAAGCCAUCAUCACUGCCAAGGAGAUCCUCAUGAUAAACUCCUCCAACCCUUUGUUUCUUCGUUUCCUUCAUGAUCUUCUUGCUCAUCUUCCUUCUUCUAGCAAUGAAACGCCUCACCGUGUACUUGCCUCUCCCUAG